Babesia sp. Xinjiang is the source of this 7653-nucleotide messenger RNA. RefSeq names its product Calcium/calmodulin-dependent protein kinase type 1D. Gene Ontology annotation, cellular component: cytoplasm; nucleus. Gene Ontology annotation, biological process: protein phosphorylation; mitotic DNA damage checkpoint signaling. Bases 1 to 7653 code for a protein of 2550 amino acids. The transcript has 2 exons. Gene Ontology annotation, molecular function: ATP binding; protein serine/threonine kinase activity. The record is from RefSeq and is a predicted model, not a curated record. Lineage: Eukaryota; Apicomplexa; Aconoidasida; Piroplasmida; Babesiidae.
AUGGUGGUACAGAGUAUCGGUAAAAUGGACAAUACAACACAUUGCAAUGAUUCUGUAGAAGCUUUCAAAACACUUGUCAUGCUAAAAAAGGAACUGAUAACAGCUUUGAACAAUGAAUGGUCCUAUGCGAUACGAGAAUGUGACGCUAUAUCUGAAUUCAACGAAACAGGCAGUAACAAUGGUACAGAGCCGAGAACUUAUGGAGAAAGCUCAAUACAAACUGAUAUACCAACAAUGGACACAGGUAGUCGCAGGGUAAGCUUAGAAACUGGACGUGACACAGAACAAUAUGAACCAUUACUGAGGUGGGAGUCGCCAGAACUACAAGCACUCGAACAACGCUGGAAUAAUCAACUUAAACACUGUAUAGAAUGUGUCAAAAAUGAUGCAACACAAUCGAAGCAUCAUUCAGUGUCGAUUGAUGAAGUUGAGGCUAUACGGCAAUCUAUAGAACAAUUGAAAAAUACAUAUAUGCAGGUUGUUGAAGAAAGAGAAAAGAAUAAUAAACUGUGGCUCAGACUCAGAAUGUAUAGCCAUGCAAGAAGGGAUAUGAUAGAAAAGGUAUGCAAACCAUAUGGCACAAAUAAAAAGGCUGUUGAACCGAUGCAAAGGAGAGCUACAAGUAACAGGAGCAGCAGAGAACAAACAACAUAUCGCACUGUGAAAACACUGAAUACGGUAGAUGUACCAGAAAAUUGUGCUCCAAAAUAUGUACAACGUGGCAACUUUCAGGGUUCAAAUUCAGGAUCCUCUGAAGAACUCUCAAUUGACAAUUAUAAACAACGAGGAUAUAAUAUGCAUUCGGAUAAACACUCAAUCUCAUGUAGCCCAAGCGUAGAAGAGUUCAUUAAUCAAACAAACUCCACGGACAAGUUCUUCGUCGCGGCAACACAUAUAUACUCACAAUAUGGUGAUGGACGUAUGACACUGAAAAUGUUCAAUAACCUUGUAGACUACCUGUUGCAUUCACUGGGAAUACCGGUAAUCGACAGGUCUGCAAUAAAGAAAAUGUUCGAACUUUACGGGAUAGUACCAGGGACGUUGAUCACCCGAGAUGUAUUCGUGCUAAUGUAUUGGGAGGUCGUACACAUUGUGCGCCGGGCCAUCGAUAUAAUGCAAGCAGUCAAUGUGCCAGGUUUACACGUCCACGUAGAAGGCCCGUCUGCCCGGGACAUGAGCACGUUUGUGGAUAUUAAUGACAUUUUCGAGUUUAAAAAAAAGUUAUACAGUGGUUAUUCAUGUAACAAAUUCCUUGCAGUAGAACAGAGUACUGGAGAAUUACGUGUGGUAGAGAUCCUGCACAAGUCAGAUGGGAUACCGCCAUUUGAACAGAUAUCACUUGAAGUAUCGAGGUUGUCAAAACUUCAAAGGCAGCAUUUGGUGCUGUACCGCGAUGUUUACCACGACCUUAACAACAUCUAUAUAGUCUCAGAGUUCUGCCCAGGAGGCUCGCUACUAAAUAACCUCAACACGAGGCAUGAAAGUAAUUAUACCAUCGAAUUUAUCCAUAUAGUGAUAGCUCAGGUUAUAGAGGCGGUUUUAUACCUACAUUGCAACAAUAUAGUACAUGGGUCGCUAACAAUAGACAAAGUGAUGUUGCAAGAGACCGAUUAUAAUCACGUGAAGAUCAGGGACGUUGGGCUCCAUAAGUUAUUGGAUACCGAGAUACGCGGUUCAACACUCACCACUUUAUACAGUAGCCCGGAAUCUAGAGAUGGUCGCGUCAGUCAUAAAAGUGAUAUUUGGUCAGUUGGUGCGAUACUGGCAUUCCUUGUAACUGGUGUGAUCCCUGAAGAACGCAUCGCCUAUGACGAAUUUGCCGCUGCUGUGGACAACCAACUAAGGAACUCACGUGUAUUCAAAAACGAUGAACAACUGAGAGAUUUGAUAGCCAAAAUGCUCAGUGUCGACCCCAACGACCGUCCUGAUGCAUUCCAGCUAAUAACUCAUCCAUGGUAUACCAACGCAGGACAUUCAGAUUCUACACCUGGCUAUUUUAAGUCCAUGGUGCAACCUAUCAGACGUCUGAUGGCACUCAAACAGGUCUAUGUCGACAUUAUACGUGUUUUGGAGUCGCACAACGCAUUGCUUGUCUGCCAGGUACCCAAACUUAUCAACACUGUGCAACUGAUUAAGCGCCUGAAAAAUGAUAAUAUAACAGUGAAAGAUCUUAUAAGGGCUAUACAGAUGGAAGGAGUGUCGCCACAGAUUACAGAUAACCUUAUAACGCUCCUAUCAUCUGGGCGUGACGAUAUCUCUGUUGACACAUUUAUGAGUGCUUUAAUACGUUGGAAAUCUGGCGAAAUCUCACACGCAUGGUCUGAAUUUCAUCGAAACGCUCUAGAUGAUAAGAUUUCUAUGAAAUCGACAGAUUUUGCAAGUGAUAAGGACCCCGUUACACCUGGCAAUACAGGCCAUUUAAGGAGCCCUUAUGCAGGACAAACAACGUGUCCAACAAACGAUGUCACUCUCAUUGCACAGAGUCCAGGCAGGACACCAACCAUACGCAUGGGACAUGACGAGAUGUCGACACCCAAAAAAGAAGCGAGACCAACAGAUAGUGGAGAAAUAGAUUCUCUUAAAACACCAACGACACGCCCAGGAUCUAAAUCUCUCUUAAAUCGAUGUCUAUCGGCAUGCUCCUCACUAAGGUUCAACGCGGAAUCAUUAGUGUCGUUGCCAUAUGGUUACUGUAACAACACAUUUGUAAAAAUCAAAGCUGAUGACGUAUUCGACCCUAGAGUAGGACGGAAAAGGGCAAGAUAUGAACAUCUAAAUCAUGCAGAUAAUACUCUUCAGAAUAACCCGCCAACGAGAAAGGGUACUAGGAACUUGGCUAAUGCGCAUGAAUUGGAACAACUCAAAAUACAUAACGAAUAUGCAAUGAACCCUUAUAAGAGAAGAUAUCAAUGCGCUUUGAAAGAAAGAAGACGGUUGGAACGUACUUCAUCAGUAUCGACAGUUGAAGAAGAUAUGACAGUGUCACCUAAAAAAAUACGUACACAACAACAAAUACGGCCCUUCAAAAAAAGAGAGAUUGAUCUAUAUGAUAACAAGUACUCGAUGGUGGCAGAUGUAGAGAGCCGAGAUCGACCUAGACCUUUUAACUGCAUAUCUAGCAACACUCUGGCUAAUGACGCACCGGCACCUCUAAAUGAGGAAAAUAGGGGUCGUAUAAAGAACCUCAGUCAGGUAUCUACAAAUGUGAAAUCAAGAUUAUUGGAAGAAAUGAUGGACGUAGUUAAAUUACUAGCCGCAGUUAGACAGAAUGUACAAGAAGAAAGUGAAACGGGGAAUGGGCUAGGCACCAACGAUGCGGCGCUUAAUGAUGUAUCGAAGCAAGUGCGAGCACUCAUCCAAGAAACACAGCAUAAAAUGAUUGCACUACAGUACUCGAAGAUGCUUUUAAAUUGGAACAUCACUCCAAAAAAUACAACAGGAAGUAAACAUGCAAUUACAUCUCCGGAUCAAACCAGUGCCGAAAACGAUUCCGGGGCAAGUCAAUUGGCGUCUAGGUCAACAGAAAGUAAUGCUAACCAACCAAGUGGAGUACUCGUAACGUCCCCGUGCAUCACGUUUUACGAUGGGCUGACAUGUGCCCAAGGAAGAUGCAGUACAAGUAUGCAAUCUUUCGGCUCCAAAACACUGACAGAUUGUUACACCGCAGCAGGUUGUUACCUCUGGGAGCCCACAUCUAGAAAGAGAUUAUGUCGAGGUGUGGCCGGGAAUGUAAAAGUACAUAGAGAUGGCCACGCAUGUGAUGGUAUGGAUGACGAUAUGAGCGUAACUAGCGACAUUGGUAUUAACAGACAACUUGGGUCAUCUCGUGAUGACAAGUGUUUAGGCAAAACUGGUCCUUGGACUCAAGACCUUGUAUUUGCCAAAUCUAUUCUGGAUGCAAAUAGGAAAACACAAUUUGAUGCUGUAGUCGAGUUUCUAAAGGAUGUAUGCCGCAUCGCAAUUGCUGAGGUACGAAUACCGAGACCAGAUUGGAAGGGUCCCAGCGAGUAUGCGUGUCAUAGUGGUUUGUGUUGCCCCAAAUGCUGUUUAUGUAAGGAUGGAAGCACAUCUUCUAGCAAAUCUGUAAGGUGUUCGGGAGCGAAUUUAACAGAGGAUAAUGAAAAUGUCAGAUUCCAGAUGGAGACCGCUCUGGCCAAAACAGAUAUGCUUGCAACACAGCUUGGUAAAUGUGUUUGUGUAUGCAAAUGUGUUUCCGAUCGGAUACCUAUCGAGCGUGUGGUACACGAUAAUACACCAAGGCAUCGUAAUUUCAACGAUGGUCUUGUUUGGCAUAACAUUGAACCUACGGAACAUGUGUUAGAAGCGGAUAGUCCAACACUACCUAAAGAUGCUAUUGUACAAGAAAGGAUAACUUUGCGUAUUAAGGCAGAUUGUGUACCAAUGGCCUGGAAGAAACGAAGUCCAUUUAUAUGUAGGCUCAAUAUUCAAACAGAGCCUGGUGAUGCGACUGUGGAUGAAGAAACAACCAACGAUACGUCUGAAUCCAGUAGUACGGGAGAUCGGGUGGAUCCACCGAGGCAGAAUGGAAUUAAUCUCUCGAUUAAUGUUACGGACGACAGCAGUAAUCCGGCUACCGAGCCCCAAGGGGUUGGUGUAAAUCGUAAUCGAAGCCGAUAUACCGAAAAAUUCGAAGAAAGGAUACCGCUUAUACAAAUGAGGGAUUAUAAGGAGCUCAGCGCUUUUAGUUUCUGGGAUGCGGCGGAUUUACUCUACAAGCAACAACGAAAACUGCACCGUGCAUUGAGGGAAGACAACGAUGCCACCGACUGUUUCGACCCCAUGGAAAUAGAUACUUCACGGAUUCCCGAAGAAACCUUGAGAUUGUCUAGCGAUGCUAUAGUUGAGGAUAUGUCAUCCGAGGAUUAUCUGGAAAUAGCAUUAUACCUUCCUUACGCGCCUACCUGUACGAUCCCUUGGCGAUUUGAGACGAUAGAUUUAAUAGCUAUGCUUGCUAGUCGAUUUAGGCCUAGACACCAGGUUGAAGUGAAGCGUCAUAGUAGUGUAAUGGAAGAUGAUAACGAGGGUAUGGAACUGGAUGACAAUACACCGCACGAAAGCGGGGAAAUAGGUGGAAUAACAUUGGGGCAUCCAGAUCACCCUUCUAACAUGACACCUACAGUACCGGGGUAUUUCGACGAGUCGGAUUCAAGUAACAGCUAUAUGCAUACCGGGGGCGAUAGUUACACGUCUAAUGCUAUGGAAGAGGGUAUAGCAACUGGUAGUAGUCUCGGUACCCCAAUCGAGACAACGCCAGACAGUGUAGAAGAGCUUGUGAUGCCUAGCGACGCUGCAAUAUGUGCGCAAUUAUUCCGUGAUAUGAUAGUCUUGCCAUCAAGCGUGACACGGGUCCAGCAAGUUAUCCGUCAACACAUCCAUACGAGGAACAAGAUCCUCAAGGAUGAAGUGCGGGCUUUCAAGGCUCAUAGGCAUGUGUGGUACAAUAAUAUCAAGCGGAUGAGGGCAUCAAUGCCUAGAGUGGAUGUUUUUGCAUGGGGGAUACUGCCUGUACGUGCUAUAGAUUCACCAAAUGAAUUCGUACCACUACCAGCUGGUUACAAGGAGAAUGAUAUUAGCUGGCCAUACAAGACCAAUAAUGCAGUAUCUCCAUUUGAAAUAGACAGUUACGGUAUAGGCGAUAUUCGUAAAACCCACCAGAGUUUCAGCGCAUUGGCACAUAAUGCACUGGCAGUAAGACGUAGAGAUGAAACGGUUUCAAGCCAACCACACAGUAGGAAGCCCAACGCCGGUCGGAGGCGUGGUACUACCGAGCAAGAUGUUGUGGACCAUAAUGAUGAUGAUGGUGGCCGUGCUACAGUUUGGUUGGCACCCAAUUACAGCAAUCUUACAGGUCCUGGGUUAAGAUGGACAUAUUCCUGUAUGGAUACCUUAAGUGAGCCUAUGCAAUUCAUUCCAGAUUUCAGGGCUCUACCCAUAUACAGAAUAAUGAAAUCACCAGAUUACAGUUACUACAGCAUGGACCAAUGUUUGAAUUACGAUAGACGGAACUCGUUGCGUUCGGAGGUUGUGAUUGCGGAUGAAAUCACCGGUCGUGUAAGCAAUGUGUGGACGCGUAAUGAGUGUCGCACUUUUGUGGAGAAGUAUCUCAUGUACCCGAAGAACUUCUCGAAAAUUGCCCAAUUUAUUGAAACAAAACGUUGCGGCGACUGUGUAUCGUUCUACUACCGGUUUAAAUACCGACUUAAACUUAAGGAGCGUCUACAGGAUAUGAAGGCUAGGCAAAAACAUAAAUAUGAGAUGUCGCGUUUCCUAAAACGCGAUAUGCACGUGAUGCAGGCGCUUGACAAUUUGUUGGAUGAUUGUUAUACCGAUAGCGUAAGGGAAGUUUGCGAACAAAACGCUAUCUUAUUCAGCACAGUUAGCGAUGCUAUACUCAGUGUCGGAGGUGUGGAUACACAGACGCCAUAUGAGGUGGCUUUGACAGAACACCGCGAUAACUGGUCACCUUUAGAGGAGACCGGCAAUGUGCACCUUGACAACCUUAACGAGGGUUAUUUCGUACCUAAGAAAUUCCGGUGUCUAAUCUCACGUAAAAGUUUGGAACUGCCGUUAAACAAUAAAGUGGGCAAUGAAGAGACAAUAUUGAAACGUGGUUGUCUAGUAAUGAACGGUUGUCGCAAUUUCGGAGAAGCGCAACAAUCAAACGCUAUAGUGAGUGCUAUAAAGACGGAACAUUUCAUGUCUCUGAGACCAAUCAAUUCUAGGCGCAUGGCAGGUCGUUCUAUCUUGGAAUCGAUUUUGCAUAACAGGCCAUUGCCAUCAGACGAUCAGCCAGCCGGCACUGCAUUGGGUAUUGUGAGCGAUAGUGCUCCAAACGACACUGAUAGAGGUGCUACUGAUGUUUCUGAACCUGAACAUGUUGAUAAUGGCGACGCGGAUAAUGCCAGGAGCGCCGAACAAUUGCCGUUCAAUGAAUGGGGUCGUACGGUUCGAACAAAGGAUGUAACAACGGGCAGGGGAACAUGGUACGAACUAUUGUCACUCCCAAUCCCUACAGAACGAGAGCUUAGGCUUAAUCAGCUGCGUCUACAAGAGAGCUAUUCUGACUACCAUGAUUACGAUGUGGAUCAUUGUCGUUACCCGGUUAUGGCAUACGAUUCCGCGUUAAAGCAUAAAGAAAGGAGUUCUGAGAACACCUGUAAAACUAAAACUGAGAAGGAGCUGACGACGUCACACCCAAUACAGAAGACCGUGACGGCUCGUAAUAAAUGUCCCGCUGCGAAGUCCAGUGCGGCGCCGCGCAGAGCCAAGAAACCCAAAGUAGCGGCUAAAGUUAAACCCGAGGUAAAAGAAGAAGUACACAUAACGCACCAUGAGGUUCUACAAGAGACACCUACUGAUUGGUCUAGCGAGGAGAUUGCAGAAUUUGUAAGAUUAUACCGUUUGUACGGUGAAGAUUGGGAAACUUUGGAAAGAGAGAUGUCGCGUUAUGGUAGAACUAGGGAACAAAUUAUCCAAUAUUAUAUUGCAAGGCUCACAAACAACGCUAUUAGAAAAAGACAACAACAACAACAACAACAGGCUCCGGAAGGAGAUAGUGGCAAUAGUGAUACACGGCCUCCCUCUGAGUGGUGCUCACCAUCCAGCUCAGUCCAAAAGAAUUUUGGGGUCUAG